CCGAUGGCAGAGUUUGAAAAUAGCGUGGAAUUCUCGGGCAAAUCGAAGCCAUCCGCAACUGGUUCUUUCUUCUUCAACCGUUCUCUCACUUUAAACCCAUCCAUCACCGCCGCCGCCGAUUCCUCUCCGAAAUCCCAUCACCAAACCGGCCUAGACCGGUCCGGUUCGGGCUCGUUCAACAAGUUCUACUCCUCCUUCGAAUCGGUCCGGUCCGCCAGCAAUUCCUUCAAGGGAAAGGUCAAGAAGCUCUGCAGCUUCUUCGAAGCCCCGAAAAGCAUCGAAGAGUCGCAAACCCAUUUGCCGAGUAAGCUCAAACCGGGCCAAAAACAACCCGACUCGGAGUUUCGGGUUUCUUCGCUCUCGCCCGAUAUUUCGGGCCCUAUUCGUUUGCCCGGCACCGGGGACAGAAUCGUCGUGUAUUUCACUAGCUUGCGCGGGAUUCGGCGGACCUACGAGGAUUGCUACUCGGUGAGGAUGAUAUUUCGGGGGUUUCGGGUUUGGGUUGACGAGCGAGACGUGUCGCUCGACUCGGCGUACAAGAAGGAACUGCAAAGCGUGUUAUCGGGCGAGACCAACGGCAACAAAAACAGCAAGAACCACGGCAAUCUGGUGACCCUGCCGCAGGUUUUCAUCAGAGGGAAGCAUAUCGGAGGAGCCGAGACGGUCAAGCACUUGUUCGAAACCGGCGAGCUGGCGAAACUGCUCGAAGGGUUUCCGGUUCAGAAACUCGGGUUCAGUUUCGGCUGCGACAGCUGUGGCGAUGUCCGGUUCGCGCCAUGCACGAACUGCAAUGGGAGUAGGAAGGUGUUUGAUGAAGAAGAAGACAGAGUCCAGAGAUGCUUGGAAUGCAAUGAAAAUGGUUUGAUUCGGUGCCCGGAUUGUAGUUCUUGAAAAAAAAAAUUGAAAAAUUUGGAUUUGGAAUUGCAUUGUUGUUUAUAAAUAAAUGUGAAGAAGAAGAAAGAAAGAACAAAAAAAAAAAAAAAAUUGGAACUGUGAUUUGAUAGUUUGGUGUUUGGAAAAUGGGUGAUAGUUUGUAGAGUUUUUGAGUUCAAAAAUCUAUUUUGGAUUCAAAAGUUUGGUCACAUCAUCAGUUUUUUGGGGGCUGGUGUUCAAUGACUCUCUGAACAGGGUAAUGUUCA
Messenger RNA from Quercus lobata, 1139 nucleotides. RefSeq lists its product as uncharacterized. The record is from RefSeq and is a predicted model, not a curated record. The transcript has a single exon. The coding region runs from base 4 to 891 and encodes 295 amino acids. Lineage: Eukaryota; Viridiplantae; Streptophyta; Magnoliopsida; Fagales; Fagaceae.